GGUUCAUCUUUCCUUCCAUUCCAUCGCGCAGUCAAUUUACAGCUUCGUUUGUGUUACAAACGAUUCAUUUGGAAUUAAUUAAUUAUUAAAUUAAUUAUCAUAAUAAUUAAAAAAGUAAAAUGAGCAAAGUUCCAGCUGUGGGCAUUGAUUUAGGCACUACAUAUUCGUGUGUGGGUGUUUGGCAGCAUGGCAAAGUGGAAAUUAUUGCCAAUGAUCAGGGAAAUCGAACAACGCCAAGCUACGUUGCAUUCACUGACUCAGAAAGACUGAUUGGAGAUGCAGCUAAAAGUCAGGUCGCUAUGAAUCCGAAAAACACAGUUUUUGACGCUAAACGUUUAAUUGGACGUAAAUUUGAUGAUCCAAAAAUUCAAGCUGAUAUGAAACAUUGGUCUUUUCAAGUAGUAAAUGAAAAUAGUCUUCCGAAAAUUGCAGUUGAAUACAAAGGCGAAAGAAAAAUAUUUGCACCAGAAGAAAUCAGCUCCAUGGUGUUGACCAAAAUGAGAGAAAUUGCUGAAGUAUACUUAGGUGGAAAAGUAACCGAUGCAGUGGUUACCGUACCAGCCUACUUCAAUGACUCUCAAAGACAGGCAACUAAAGACGCUGGAGCUAUUGCUGGGCUAAAUGUAUUGCGUAUUAUCAAUGAACCUACAGCUGCCGCAUUGGCUUACGGCUUAGACAAAAACUUAAAGGGCGAAAAGAACGUGUUGAUAUUCGAUUUAGGUGGUGGUACUUUUGAUGUCUCAAUUUUGGCUAUUGAUGAGGGCUCUCUAUUCGAAGUAAAAUCUACAGCUGGUGACACCCAUUUGGGAGGAGAAGAUUUUGACAAUCGUUUAGUAACUCACUUCGUUGAAGAAUUUAAACGAAAGUGUAAAAAAGACAUAAGUGGAAACACCAGAGCACUGCGAAGACUUCGAACAGCUUGUGAAAGAGCAAAGCGGACGUUGUCAUCCAGUACGGAAGCUUCACUUGAAAUUGAUGCUCUUCACGAUGGUGUUGAUUUUUAUUCAAAAAUUACUCGUGCUAGAUUUGAAGAGAUGUGUAUGGACCUGUUCAGAUCAACUUUGUCACCUGUUGAAAAAGCUUUGGCUGACGCUAAAAUGGACAAAAGUAGCAUUCAUGAUGUUGUGUUAGUCGGCGGAUCUACUAGAAUUCCUAAGAUUCAAAAAAUGUUACAAGAUUUUUUCUGUGGUAAAUCAUUGAACUUGUCUAUUAACCCCGACGAAGCUGUUGCUUAUGGUGCGGCCGUUCAAGCAGCUAUAUUAAGUGGAGACACUAGCUCUGCAAUACAAGAUGUACUUCUAGUCGACGUAACACCUCUUUCUUUGGGUAUAGAAACAGCCGGAGGUGUUAUGACUAAAUUAGUCGAACGCAAUUCUCGCAUUCCGUGUAAACAACAGCAAACGUUCACGACAUAUUCAGAUAACCAAUCAGCCGUAACAAUUCAAGUGUUUGAAGGUGAACGUGCAAUGACCAAAGAUAAUAAUCUUCUUGGAACAUUCAAUUUAACUGGAAUCCCACCAGCUCCACGUGGAGUACCGAAAGUAGAAGUUACUUUCGAUCUUGAUGCUAAUGGUAUACUUAACGUGUCGGCAAAAGAAAACAGUACUGGUAAAUCCGAGCGGAUAACGAUUAAAAAUGAUAAAGGUCGACUAUCCAAAGAGGACAUUGAUAAAAUGUUAAAAGAAGCAGAAAUGUAUAGACAAGAAGACGAAAAACAAAAAGAACGUAUAACAGCUAGAAAUCAACUAGAAAGUUAUGCAUUUAGUGUAAAACAGGCGGUUGAGGAAGCUGGUUCUAAGUUGUCCGAAACAGACAAGAAAAGUGUAUUAGACAGAUGUAAAGCUGUUGUCACUUGGCUGGAGACUAACACUUUAGCAGACAAAGAAGAAUUUGAAGAUAAACUGAAAGACUUACAAAAAGAAUGUUCGCCAAUAAUGACUAAACUUCAUCAAGCUGGCGCUAAAGGACCAAACGUUGAAGAAGUAGAUUAAUGAAAACAUUUUUUUUUUUUUUUUACAAAGAAUUAUAUUGAGAUUAAAACUUAAAUCAAUCAAAAUAUUACCAAAAACCAUGACAGUUAACUAUUGUAAUUGAUUUAAAUUCAGAGCACUAAAUAAAAUAAUGUGUUUUUUGUUAA
Molecule: messenger RNA, 2137 nt
Organism: Daktulosphaira vitifoliae (grape phylloxera)
Lineage: Eukaryota; Metazoa; Arthropoda; Insecta; Hemiptera; Phylloxeridae
Product: heat shock protein 70 B2-like
Exons: 6
Coding region: 120-1991 (623 amino acids)
Biological process (GO): cellular response to unfolded protein; protein refolding
Cellular component (GO): cytoplasm
Molecular function (GO): heat shock protein binding; misfolded protein binding; ATP-dependent protein folding chaperone
Source: RefSeq, a predicted model, not a curated record